AUUAGGCAAUGUUUGCAUUGUUUAUAGUGCAGCUGCACUGCAGCCAAAGUACCGCUGCACCGAACCUCGCCCUUGGUGCAGUCGGCCCCACGUACCACUGCACCGAACUAAGGCCUUGGUGCAGCCGUUGCACCAGUACCGUUGCACCGGUACCGCUGCACUUGUCAAGGC
This is a messenger RNA of Penicillium egyptiacum, 171 nucleotides long. The record is from the annotation of a GenBank genome assembly. Lineage: Eukaryota; Fungi; Ascomycota; Eurotiomycetes; Eurotiales; Aspergillaceae.